AUGCACGCCAAGUACGGGCCGGUGGUGCGGCUCUGGCUCAACCCCGUGAGGCUGCUCAUAUCGGUGGAGGACCCGCAGCAGGUUCGCAACGUGCUCAUGCACGCGCGCGAGCGGUCGCCGCUGUACUGCCGCGUGAUUGAAGCGUGUCUCGGGAAGAACUCCGCUUGCUUUUCCACCUUCAUCCAGGCAAGUUCCACGAAACUUUCUGUCAGACAGGCUGUCUCACGGGUUCAGCUUUUAACUCCUCCCUCCUCCCGCCUUCUCUCCCGCUGCUUCCAGCCUCGCGCGCGGCGGUCGUUUCUCGACUACCACUGCCACACCACUCUCAAGUUCCAGGUGCACGAGGUGGCGUGCCGUGUGGCUGACGUGACCGCGCGCGAGUGGGGCGCGCUCUCCGCGUCUGGCGGCGAGCUGGACGUGACGCAGGCGUGCAAAGACAUGGUCGUCGGCGUUCUAGGAGGCUCCUUAUUCGGCCCCGCGUUUCCCGACUCGGACUUAAAGGACCGCGUUGCCAGCGACUUGGAGUUUUUCGCGCAUUCCGUGCAGGAUUUCGCGAGCUUUGGUUACCUUCCGGUGUGGCUGCCGGCAUAUCGGAAGCUGAUGAGUGUAGCGGAGGACUAUAGAGGGGCGAUCCACCAGCUUGUAUCGGGUACGUUUGCCAAGGACGUGAAGCAGCAGAGGAGGGGACAUGGCGAGGGGUCCGAGGAAGGAGGAGCGGGAGAAGCUGGUAGCGGCAGUGGUGGUGGGGAGUCCAAGGGAUCAGAGGCCGAGACCAAACAGGAGCAGCAGCAGGAGCAACAGCAGGAGACACAGCAGCAGGAACAGGAGCAGCAGCAGCAGCAGCUGUUAAGGGAGAGUUUCCUCUCAGCAAUGCUAGCAGAGCGCUCCGCUUUAGGCCAACCCGUUUACACACAAGAGGUCGCUCAGACAGAGGCAGCAGCACUCAUGUUUCACGGGUACCUCCUCGUGCCUGCGCUCCUGAAACGCGUGCUCGUGUGCCUGUCGCUACACCCUGAGGUGCAGGACCGAGUGUUCCGGGAGAUCAGAGCUGUAUGCGGUAACGAGGCGCCUAAAGACGAGGAUUUACUGCGGCUGGAUUACCUGAAUGCGGUGAUAUACGAGGCAGCGCGGUGCAUGCCGGUUCUCCCCAUGCUCACACGCGCUGCUGUGAACGAAGAUCUAUGGCUGUCUGCGCCCAGCAGCAGGGAAGAUCAACGGCUGUCCGCUCCCAGUGGCAGUGGCAGUGGUGGCAGUAGCGGCUCCAGCGACGGCGGUGGUGGUCUUGGCGUUUCUAGAGGGGGGGAAACGGGUGGUGGGGGAAACGGUACUGAGGGAUCCAAUACCGGGGAUGGAGUGGGUGGUAACGGUGGGAAUGGCGGCAGUGGUAGCAGCUCUUUCCACUUGGUACCGUCUGGGGCGAUUAUAGCCUUGCCAGUGUACCAGCUACAGCUGAACCCAGCCCUGUGGGGAAGCGACGCAGCAAAAUUCAACCCUGAUAGAUUCAUCCACUUCCGCUGGCAACGGGAUACCCGCGUGGGCGCGGGCCUAGGCUCAAUGGCUCACCGAGAGGGGACGCAUGGGAUCCUAGGAGCGGGGAUCGGGCGGCAAGGCGAGGAGGGCGGGAGAAAACCAGAGGAAGCAGCGGGUGUGGGUGGUGCGAGUGGUGCGAGUCCGUGGAGGGAGGGGAAGAUGGUCCCUGGGCAUGACUAUGAGUUUGUGGCGCCAGAGCCGGGGCCGCAGUUCCUCAUGUUUGGUGCGGGCGCUCGGUCGUGCGUGGGGCAGCGGCUGUCGCUCAAGAUCAUCCGCGCUGCUGUCGCCAUUCUGCUGCACCGAUUCGAGUUCUCCAUGUCGCCAGACAUGCCCGAGGAGUUUCAGACGCGUCUAGAGUUCAUGGUGCUGCACCUGCACCCCACGCCGCGCCUCAAGCUUGCUCUUCGCUCCUAG
This is a messenger RNA of Closterium sp. Naga37s-1, 1944 nucleotides long. The record is from the annotation of a GenBank genome assembly. Lineage: Eukaryota; Viridiplantae; Streptophyta; Zygnematophyceae; Desmidiales; Closteriaceae.